Periconia digitata is the source of this 2860-nucleotide messenger RNA. NCBI's taxonomy places the organism in Eukaryota, Fungi, Ascomycota, Dothideomycetes, Pleosporales, Periconiaceae. The record is from the annotation of a GenBank genome assembly.
CUCCUGCACGCUAUCCAAUCCCAUCCCAACGACUCGAUCCUUUCUCAACCCCGACAGAUCUUGUCUCAACCCCCCAACUAUCUCGACUCCCAUUCUGCCCUUGAGCAUCCACUGUCCCAAUUGUCGCAAUGGCAGGUCCUGGCGGUGGUCCAUCGAGACGCAGCCACACCAAGUCUCGCAAAGGCUGCAAGACCUGCAAGAAGAGGCACAUCCGCUGUGAUGAAACCUUCCCGCAAUGUCGGAAUUGCACCAAGCACCAGGUUCGCUGUGAUUACAUGGACAGCCCGACGGCAAUGAUCCCAGAGUCGCCAAAAUCCCCUCAACAUCCUAAUCUACUAUGGACCCCCGAGAUCGAUUCCAUGAUUGAACUGUGGCGCCAGACAGGCGAAUUCCCGUUCCCAGAGUUGAGAGUAUACCCCCAGCCGCAAUGGCGGGCUUUCCACAAGACAGAUCUUCGCCUCAUCCACCACCUUGCUUCCAUCUCUGCAGAAAUGUUCAGAAAUCGAACUUCAAAGUUCACCCUGUGGGCGGAUAUGCUGCCAAAAUUCCUAAGUAUUGCUGCAUCUCACCCCUCCGUAAUGCACUCCAUUCUUGCAUUCUCAGCAUCGCAUCUAGCGUGGAUCGGCAAAUCAAAUGAGACGCGCAGUUUAGCUUUCCACCACGCAGGCAUCGCCCUGAAAGGGUUGCAUGAUGGCAUCGCGAACUUCACGAAAGUGAAUUCAGACGCGGUGCUCGCGUCAUCCCUACUCCUUGCUUGGCAAGCUACGGACUGGAGAGGAUGGGCCUCAUUGGUGACCGGCACAAAAACCGUCAUCCAAGCAAUGCAGCAAUGGCGACAUGAAUCAAUCUUUGCAGAUUACAUCGCCGAACACAGUCCCAUGCCCAAUAAGAGUUUCAUGGAGCCCAUCACCUCUCAUAUCACCCAGGAAAUGCGUAGAGAUCACAUUCAUGUCCUCUCGGAUAUCCAAGACUCUCUGCAACGACUGCAACCAUAUCUCAGUCUUAAUCGGCAUGAGCAGGAAGGCAAAUGGGUUGAUCAGCUUCGGGGCUAUCUCGACCGGCUUAAAGCGGCCGGUACGGCCCAGACAGCGGAGGAGCAGUUCAGCCAGCUCUAUGCUCUCCGCAAAUGGUUGUUCUGGGUUCCCAUCACCCUUCUCCAUGCAAAGCGCGCCGACGCCACUGUUUUGGUUGUGCUUGCUCAUUUUUACGCGACUGCUUUGGCAUUGGAGCCCAUGUUUCCCGACAUUGGGGCAGUCUUUUGCGCCAACCUAUCUCUGGGACCUCUUGAAGAAAUCAGGGCCAUCGUACAGAGCUACCAGGACCCCAGCUACGAUGACCGCACGCAAUCUGUCUCCUACCUGAUCCAGUUCCCCAGCAGCAUCGCUGCGUCAUAUAAGAGCCGACGGGAGUGGGCGAGACAGCAGGCCGGCGAGCCAUCACCAGUGCAGCAGACGCCUUAUGGUCUGGAAACACUGAACCUGGACCCUCAGAACCAGAUCACUGCGCAAUACAGCUACGGACAAAGCUUGAGCCCCGCAUUCGCACCCUCACCGCUGAGCUUCUUCCCCACCUCAAGCCUUCCGUCGGGGCAGACGUCACCCUAUUUGGAAGUGCCUCGCACAACCGUCGAGCAACAAUACGUCAGUAGCAGCGCGCCAUACACGUCUCCGCUGGGGUCACCGGCAACGGCAUUGCCACCCUACCCGCCUAUGGAAGAGCACGUUUUCAAUUUCGGUAUGCCCAUGUACCACCCCAGCGGGGACUCAACGAUGAAACCUCAGCCUCUCCCCCAUCCUUCCAACACCUCAUCGCAGAUGAGACCAGGUCUUGGGAAAGCACCGGUUCUGCCCCCGCUUUCCACACAGGGUAGCGGCAGCAUUCCCUACCAAUACCAAUCGCUGCAGUUACCGCCGCUUCCGCUACCACAGUAUAGCGGCGCAUGAGAAGGCGUUGUUCGAACCAUUUUCCACUAUUUCCUUGACGACAUUCACGACUUCUUUUUUCGCCAUCUCGGGCGCUCGAUUUAUUUCACGUUUCCACUUUCCAAGAGCUCUAUACCUAUCACCAUGAUUGUUCUGUUUAUUUUUCUUUUUCCCUUUGUACGCCUCGCACGAUAUCCACAAACACGACAUGCGCACUCCGCACGGCGCUCGGUACGCCGGCGCGGCCGUCUGACAUCAGCAUUUCUGCUGAGGCCUUGCUGCAACGAAUGUCACACAUUUAUUUACACAUGUUUUGAAUUCCAUGUAUGUAACAACAUCGCUAUCUCGUGUCCGCGAACUGUUCUCUCGACGGUUUGUUAUCCGCUAGUCUAUGAAAUCAGUAUAUGAUGCCAUUUUUGAGAGUUUUGUCAUGUCUUGCUUUUGGUCUGCUUUUGGGGAGCCAGGGCUGGGUAACCCUAGGGGCCCCCCAGUAAGAUGCGGAGUUGGUCCUCUUUCCCAAGCUGAACGUGUACCCUCUCCAAAGAAGGGAGUGAUAAUUGAGAAUUUUCUUUUGCUCCCAUCCUUUCAAGGGUUUCAAAUUCGAUACAUCCAUGUUGAAGUUGGAGUCUAUUCUGUGAAUUCAAGUUCGACAAACGAUCACGGGACAUUGGGUACUGAACAGCUGUACCGGUAAACCUAUCGCUCAUAGAGAGACCUGCACACUUUUCGAUGAACAAUGCCUCACCCCCUCCAUGGUACCCAGUACGUGGAAUCCCAUUCAAUCUCCCGGCCCAGAUAAAUAUAGCGCAUCUACAAUGAUGUCUACGGGUGCUAUAAAGCAGGCACGUGCAUGGAAGCAAAGCACCACCCAGCCGGGCCGUAAUAUGUUCAACUCUGGUACCGAGCCUCAUAUACACCCAACUAACCUUCCCCCCUCC